Cyprinodon tularosa is the source of this 2364-nucleotide messenger RNA. RefSeq names its product sterile alpha motif domain containing 1b (gene samd1b). The record is from RefSeq and is a predicted model, not a curated record. Bases 90 to 1898 code for a protein of 602 amino acids. NCBI's taxonomy places the organism in Eukaryota, Metazoa, Chordata, Actinopteri, Cyprinodontiformes, Cyprinodontidae. The transcript is spliced from 7 exons. Gene Ontology annotation, molecular function: protein binding; DNA binding.
UACCGCCGCACUUUGACUUCCCAGCUCUGACAUAGCGUCACCGGUGAAACCAGAAGACGCACUCCAGUCCGCACCCACACAGAGAGAAGAUGUCCGAGCCCAACAAGUACCGUGAGUGGAUCCUGGAAACUAUCGACUCCCUCCGCUUGAGGAAAGCCCGUCCGGAUCUGGAAAGGAUUUGUCGAAUGGUUCGGAGGCGCUACGGGUCUGACCCAAACCGAACCAGGACGGAGCUGGAAAAACUCAUCCAGGAGCAGACGGUGCUCAAAGUUAGCUACAAGGGAUCCAUCUCCUACCGAAACGCGGCUAAGGUGCAGAGGAAAUGCAGAAAGAGGAGCGACUUGGACCGAGGCGCAGAUGCGGCGCGGAACAAACCCGAUCAUCCGAACAACAACGGCGACAGCGCGCACAGCUUCACCGACCCGGAGGAGGAGCCGCCGGAUCCCCGCGGCGGAACAUCCACCAGCAGCCGCAACAAAAAGCUCCAGCCUUCCUGCUGCUUCAGCGGUGGCGCAACAACGAGCUGCGCUGUCGGGAGCGGCUGCGAGGAGGAGAAAGCAAGUGCACCGAGAGAGGAGGGAUUAGGACGGCCGGGAGCGGGGGGCUGCCCCGGAGCAGACACUGUGGAGGACGGGGGGAAGAAGUCCGAUCUGUCCGGAGCUGAGACUUGCUCCGACAGCCGAGCUCAGACCCAGAGGCAGACCGAGUCCAAACUUCCACUCACAGGAGGGAGCAACAAAGCAGCGCACCGCCACGCCAACUCAGAGCUGCGCGACAAACUGACGGCUCUGUCCGAGAGAAGCCACCGAGGAGGAGCAGGAGGAGCAGGGGGCUCCUCCGCCGCGACCAGAGGCCACGUGAAGCCGCUGGGCUUAAAGGAGAUCCUGGGCUACCUGAGCAGCCAGGAGCAGCUGUCGGAGGAAAAACUGACCCGAGGCAAAGUCAAAGCGGUGAUGGAGAGAGAGGUGGAGAGGGGCAGGCUGCGCAGGACGCGCUGCGGGAAUAUCACUCUCCCUCUGCGGGGGAUUGAGAAUCCGCCCGCUGACAGACUUGUUGGGAGAAGCGCACUGCAGGACGAGCGCGCAGCGGCGAAGACUCCACCUCCAGCCACUCUGGAGGACGAGGCCAUGGAAACCUGUGAGAAGGAAGAGGAGGAACAGGGAGGACAUGAGGAAGAGAAAGAGGAUGAUGAUGAUGAUGAUCCCAGGAGUUCUGAUGAGGAUGGAGGACUUUCCCCGGUAGCCAUGACAACCGAAGCUGGACUUGCUGAGAACAACAGAGAAGAUGUGGGCUUUGAGAGAGAGCUGAAGGAGGAGAGCCCCCAGCAGCAGAGGCAGGAUGGAGAAGCUGCUUGCUCCUCAGCGAUGUCUGAGCUUGACCUUCCUCUAGAGACCCAGUCUCCACCUCCUGACGGAGCCUCCUGGUCUGAGUGUAACGGCGCACACCCGGAGGAGGCAGCUUUCACUUCCGAUCAUUUAAGUUAUACACAGCGUGAUGAAAUAAACCUCACCGCCUCAAGCUUCAGCAACGUGGAGUAUAAAACAGAGGUUGGUGCUUCGUCCUGCAUGCUCACACCAACUGCCUCUCCCAGGGACUCCAGCCUCCCUGAAGAGCAAGGUAUAAACCACAGCAGUGGAGGGCAUUUGAAUUUGGACAGCACCAGAGUAAGCCCUGUAUUCUGGACCGUGUCUGAUGUGGUCAGUUACAUCACAGCUGUGGGUUUCCCUGAGCAGGCAGCUGCCUUCAGGACCCAGGAAAUUGAUGGGAAGGCUCUCCUCCUGAUGCAGCGCAACGAUGUCCUUACUGGGCUGUCAAUCAAACUUGGACCUGCCCUCAAGAUCUACGAGCGCCACAUAAAGGUUCUGCAGAAAACACACUUUGAGGACGAUUUCUGCUAACAACAUGCAGCAAAUAGACUCAGACUGUUCUCUUACUAUCUAAAUAUACAGCUAAAGUAGUAUACAAAUGCAUGCAUGAUAGAAGGUAGGAUUAGUUUUUCUGCUAGUGAGGAAGUCAACAGUCAGACUCAGUUCAUGUUGGAGUCUCUGCUGCCUGUUUGGUCUGUAUGGAAAUGUGGCUGGAUUUUAUAGUAGGAUUUUUCUACUGAACGAAGCACAAACGACAGCCAACAAAAAGUAGAAUUUUAGAACAUUUUCAUAUGUAAAGAUUCAAUACAAAUGUUUACUUUCUUGAUGCACUUUUCCUUUUUUAUAUUAACUGAUCUGCGUAAGCCUGUGAUUUUUGUUGUAUCUAAUGCACAUGGUGUCAGAACUCAUGUUUUGGUUAAAUGAUAGGUCUGUGGUGUGAGAACCUCACACUUGUAGGUCAGCUUAUUGUUUGUAUAGUGGACAAAUUUUUUUUAUA